AUGAAAUGGCUCAACCGAUACUUACCUGAAGACCAAGAGGAUGGAAAAAGCCCCGAGAAGAGCGAGGAAGAAACGAGCGAGGAAAACAUGCGUCAGGGAGAAAAUGACGGAAAAGAGCCCAAUGGCAAACAAGAGGGCAAUGAAAGUCCUGAUGGGAGCGAAGAACAUAUGUCUCAGGAAGAUAUACGCGAGGAAGAAAAUGAUGAAAAGGAGCUCAACGGCAAACAGGAGGGCCAUAAAAGUCCUGAGUGGAGCGAGGAACAUAUGUGCGAGCACGAGGAGACAAGUGAGUGGGAUAGUAAUGAGGAAAGUGACAAGGAGAGUGAAGAGCAUCUAGAACGGCGACGCAAACGACGGGAAGAGCUGUGCAGACUAAACGAAGAGAGGUGGAGGAAGAUUUAUGAGGCUGAAGAGGCCCGGAUGGUAUACGAAUGGAAUGUCUACCAUUAUCCAGGGUACUACUGGUUCAAACCCCUGGAGAAUCAUCACGAUUUUAGGAUUAUACGCACAGGCCGCAGGAAUAAUCCCUUCCAAUGCCAUCAAUGGGCUAUGGCGUUGAUCGACAUGUCUGAUGAGAAUCGACCAUCUAUCACAGAGCUGGUAGUGCUCGCCAAUCGAAUGUUGAAAGCAAUGAAUUUGCAGAAAAGACGUCUCAGCACAUCGCAGAAUGACAACAACCAGUUGCACCAUCUUUUCCCGACAACAAUUGUCACAUUUGAUAAGUACAAUCGUGCGCGUGUGCUAUCUGGGUACUACGAUGGUGGAUUGAAAGUUCAUUUCACAGAGUCGUUGGAUUUUGAUCCGUGCACAAGAUAUGUAUUCCAGGGGUCAAUUGACGAACGGGAAUGGGUUAGUGAUCACGAGUAUGGGGAUAUGAUGAGGCGUCUGGCUGCUUGGACAUGGCCUAUAGCACAGAUGAACACCGCUCAGACUUUCACACUGCCCAUUAUAUCUGGGGGCAUGGGAAGUAGGGACCACGAGCUAUAA
Messenger RNA from Penicillium verrucosum, 987 nucleotides. RefSeq lists its product as uncharacterized. The record is from RefSeq and is a predicted model, not a curated record. NCBI's taxonomy places the organism in Eukaryota, Fungi, Ascomycota, Eurotiomycetes, Eurotiales, Aspergillaceae. The transcript has 3 exons. Bases 1 to 987 code for a protein of 328 amino acids.